AUGCACGGGACCAAGGGCCAGGCGUUCACGGUCGCAGCCUGCGCGGUGGAAUCCCUGUCGGGCUUCGUGCUGCUCUGCGUGUCCGCGGCGUCGUUCACGGCGUACACGCGGCUCUCCGCUGCUCUGAUCGGCGCCCUCCUGUUCGGGCGGGGAAUCGCGGGGUGGGCCGGCGUGACGCAGCGACGGCCCCACCUGCUCGCCCUGCACACCCUCGGAGGCGUCAUCGUGGUGGUCCUGACGUUCUCGCUGCUGACUCAGGUCGCGCGGGACGUGCAAGUCGAUUGCGCUAUCGCAGAGCUGUACGUCAGGGGCCGACAGGCCGAGUCGAUCCUGCGCAGCACCGCGCAAAACGAACUCCUCGCGUCCAUGACGGCGCGCAUGAACGAGCUCGAGGACACCCUGGGCCAGCUGCACAGCGGCGCGCUCGCGGCCUCGCAGCUCAAGCUCGACCGCCACACGCUGCGUCUGUCCGACCGCGACUACAUUCGCCGCAAGAUCGCAACCCUCAAACGCCGCGCCGAGGAGGUCGUGUCCGACAUGGUCGCGGGGCGCAGCAAGGGCGGCGGCGCGGACGCGGUCCGGCUCACGGACGCCGAGCGGGACGCGCUGUACAAGCGCUUCAAGCAAGCGGAGGCAAUCAUGGACCGCGCGGAUGCGAUACACACCGCGGACGACUCGGAGCUCAGCGCGGACGAGUACGAGGAGCUGCUGACGGCGCUGGGCGGGCUGUACGAGGAGCACACCGCGGACCUGCACCGCGCCGACGCGGAGGUGCGCGGGCAGAGGGUUGCGGCGCUGGCGGACCUCAAGGGGGAUGUCUCCGAGCUGAGUCAGGCCCGGGAGAAGAUCGAGGGCUUGAGCGGGGGGCGGCACGCGGAGCUGCGCGUGGGCGACGCCGGCGCGAAGCUCGCGGCGCAGUUGCGCAAGCGUUCCAAGCGCCGCGCUGUGUGGCAGAAGCGCUUUCACGACCUGAUGGGGAACGUGCGCGAGGAGGCGCUGGGAGGGGCGCGGGGGUCGCGGUUCGCGCCCGCGGAGGACAUGCCGGAGCACUGCGUGCGGGAGCUGCGUGCGCGCCCGGCGCUGGUGUGGGGCGCGUGGGUGCUGCUUGUGGUGCAGCUGGCGGCGAAUGUGGGCGUGCUGGGGCGCACGCUGAGCGGCGCCGUGGCGAGCAAGGCGGACUGA
This is a messenger RNA of Pedinophyceae sp. YPF-701, 1182 nucleotides long. The record is from the annotation of a GenBank genome assembly. Lineage: Eukaryota; Viridiplantae; Chlorophyta; Pedinophyceae.